CCUUCGUGGGUGACGUAAAUCGUGCGCCGGGCGGUAGGACGCGGGAUGCGCAUGCGCCUUCUUUGCGUCAGCUUCGGCCACUUGCUCGGAGUUGGGAACCGGAACCCUUGCGAAGUCCCGGUUUGUUGCGGUUUCCCCAGCGCGGGAUCGGUACGCCGCGCCGGUAGGCUGGGGAAGGAGGGGCUAAAGUCAGUGUCUCCCUGGCUGCAUGAAUCAGAGGUAGAGUAGCUCUUUCCUGCCCGUAGGAGCCGGACCCCGCCCCCGUCCUGGCCUAGAAUCCCAUUCCCCUUCCUAGCCCCUUUUCGCGUUUCCGUGGGGGACCCCUCUCACUUCCUCCUCUUCUGCUAGUGACUCCCUGAUAAGGCCAUGAAGCUCGUGAGGAAGGACAUUGAAAAGGACAAUGCGGGCCAGGUGACUCUGGUCCCCGAAGAGCCCGAGGACAUGUGGCACACCUACAAUCUAGUGCAGGUGGGCGACAGCUUGCGCGCUUCCACUAUCCGCAAGGUUCAGACCGAGUCCUCCACCGGCAGCGUGGGAAGCAACCGGGUCCGCACUACCCUCACUCUCUGCGUGGAGGCCAUCGACUUUGACUCCCAAGCCUGCCAGCUGCGGGUCAAGGGGACCAAUAUCCAAGAGAAUGAGUAUGUCAAGAUGGGGGCGUACCACACCAUCGAACUGGAGCCCAAUCGCCAGUUCACCCUGGCCAAAAAACAGUGGGAUAGUGUGGUUCUGGAGCGCAUCGAGCAGGCCUGUGACCCGGCUUGGAGCGCUGAUGUGGCAGCUGUAGUCAUGCAGGAAGGCCUCGCCCAUGUCUGCUUAGUCACUCCUAGCAUGACCCUCACUCGGGCCAAGGUGGAGGUGAACAUCCCUAGGAAACGGAAAGGCAACUGCUCCCAGCAUGACCGGGCCUUGGAGAGGUUCUACGAACAGGUGGUCCAGGCCAUCCUGCGCCACAUAAACUUUGAUGUUGUGAAGUGCAUCCUGGUGGCCAGCCCAGGAUUUGUUCGGGAACAGUUCUGCGACUACAUGUUUCAGCAAGCAGUGAAGACUGACAACAAAGUGCUUCUGGAAAACCGGUCCAAAUUUCUUCAGGUACAUGCCUCCUCUGGACACAAAUAUUCACUAAAAGAGGCCCUUUGUGACCCUACUGUAGCGAGUCGCCUUUCAGACACUAAAGCUGCUGGAGAAGUAAAAGCCUUGGAUGACUUUUAUAAAAUGUUACAGCAUGAACCGGACCGAGCUUUCUAUGGACUCAAGCAGGUGGAGAAGGCCAAUGAAGCUAUGGCAAUUGACACGUUGCUUAUCAGUGAUGAGCUCUUCAGGCACCAGGAUGUAGCCACAAGGAGCCGGUAUGUGAGGCUGGUGGACAGUGUGAAAGAGAAUGCAGGCACAGUUAGGAUAUUCUCCAGUCUUCAUGUAUCUGGGGAACAGCUCAGCCAGUUGACUGGAGUCGCUGCCAUUCUCCGAUUCCCUGUCCCUGAACUUUCUGACCAAGAGGAUGAUUCCAGUUCUGAAGAGGAUUAAUGAUUGAAAUUACAAUUGAGAUAGCAUGUCUCAUUUCUUUACUGUUACAUUUUGUCAGCAUUCUUUGAAAGAAAGCUGCAAGAGAGGCACUUUUUGAUUUCAUCCAAGGAUUUCUUAUGUAUUUUAUGAUUGGAAAGACAUGUUUUCAAACGAAAUAAUAAAGAAAAGGAAAUAAUCUCCAUGUACUA
Molecule: messenger RNA, 1712 nt
Organism: Castor canadensis (American beaver)
Lineage: Eukaryota; Metazoa; Chordata; Mammalia; Rodentia; Castoridae
Source: RefSeq, a predicted model, not a curated record